This is a messenger RNA of Anolis carolinensis (green anole), 1032 nucleotides long. RefSeq lists its product as uncharacterized. Bases 70 to 801 code for a protein of 243 amino acids. The record is from RefSeq and is a predicted model, not a curated record. The transcript has 7 exons. NCBI's taxonomy places the organism in Eukaryota, Metazoa, Chordata, Lepidosauria, Squamata, Anolidae.
CAUCAAGCCGGGCACAGAAGACCCAGCAUGCCCAAGGCUUGACCCAUCACUCAAAUUGUUACUGACAUCAUGUGGGCACUGAGCAGCGGCUGCGGGACAUCUUGGCUGAGCCUCUUCCUAGCCGCCCAGAUCUUGAUUUCGUGCUUCUUUGUGGCUCACUCGCAAGAUCCCAAAACCGUGAACAUCAGCCUGACACCCUACCCGAAGACCCCAACGGUCAGAGCCUCGGUUACAAUCUACCCAGAGAAUACAACGCGGGACGUGACCUCCUGCCUGUGGCUCAGGAGUAAAAAUGACGAAGACCUUUGGAUCAUCUUGAACAUGUUCAAGCCCAUCGAGAAGGUCCUGAGGGGAGCUGCCUAUAAUGGGAGGCAGUUCUUUAGGAACAACUGUGGCCUGCUCAUCACCAGGCUGGAAAUGGAGGACAUGGCAGUCUACAAGUUCAUCAGGAACACCACCAGUGAGACUGAGACUGGAUCAAUAUUCCUGUGGAUCCAGCAAGAAGUGGUCACUACUACUCCAGGUCCGAAAGUACCACAGCGAAGAGUCAUCACUGUGGGCACCAUGGCGGGCAUCAUCGUCGGCUGCCUGAUCGGGUCCAUCUUAGUUGUAGGCGUGAUCACGUACCACACCAUGAAACAAUCAGAAAGGACUAGCUGGGGUUCUGGAGAAGAUAGAAGCCCUCAUUCAACAUCCAACUUGGGUUCGGCAGAAGGUAGAAGCCCUCAUUCAGCAUCCAAACCUGGGAGCCAGCAGAGACUAAGCAUUCAUAACCUUGGACCUGUACCUGCACCCCAGUGAAAUCAGCCCAGGUGUCUGACCUGCAUCCCACCUGGAAUCCACCUGGACCCCAUGGACUUUCCUCCCGAGACCCUAAGAAGACGGAAAAGAAGACGAAAUGCUCCAUCUUCCAGGAUCACCUCCCAAACGUCUUGACCAUCCUUUGGACCCAUCCAGGUCCCUUGUUGCCCGGAGAGAAAGACAAACCCAUUAUAUAUUCUCGGAUGGAAUAAAAACCUCCAGUGUCCACCA